AUGGCAAGGAUCAAGGCUGUAGCACCAGUAUGGGUGGACACCAAGUUGAUCGAGGGCCGGCUGGACGAUCCAAAAGAGAUGUGGCGAGAGGCACAAGCUAAACGUUGCAAGAGCAGCAGUGUUUCUAUCUUCUCACCGAGCGGCCGGGAAUAUCUUGGGACAAUGCAUCUCAGUAGAGGGCGGGACGAGGGCAGGAUUGUGUGGUCUGAAGAGGACAUUACGCAAUCACAGAAGCCAAUAUCAGCAGCCGCAACAUCACUGUCCAGUGGAUCUCUACCAACAGAAUCAUCCGGUGCUCAGAGCACACUAUUGCUGCCCAUUACCCGGUCUCGACCGAAGAUUAGAAUUCUGCUUUCUGCCAACUUCGAUGCCGUAUCCGGUUGGCUGGGCACAGGUCAACGUCCGGACAACAAUCUUGCGGAUUACAGCUCGGGCUUUUUCUCUGCACACGUCGGCGUGCAUCGACUUCUAAGGCUAUUCAAGAAGCUUGAGGUCCAGGACAAGGUUACAUGGUUUGUACCGAUACACUCGGCAGAAAACAUUCCAUAA
Messenger RNA from Ascochyta rabiei, 549 nucleotides. RefSeq lists its product as uncharacterized. NCBI's taxonomy places the organism in Eukaryota, Fungi, Ascomycota, Dothideomycetes, Pleosporales, Didymellaceae. The transcript is spliced from 2 exons. The coding region runs from base 1 to 549 and encodes 182 amino acids. The record is from RefSeq and is a predicted model, not a curated record.